Molecule: messenger RNA, 4881 nt
Organism: Gadus morhua (Atlantic cod)
Lineage: Eukaryota; Metazoa; Chordata; Actinopteri; Gadiformes; Gadidae
Product: leucine-rich repeat-containing protein 3
Exons: 2
Coding region: 493-1377 (294 amino acids)
Cellular component (GO): plasma membrane
Molecular function (GO): protein binding
Source: RefSeq, a predicted model, not a curated record
UUUUCCAUUGUAAAUUUAAAACACGCGCACAACAACACUGUUGUGCGUGUGUGUGCAGGAUGACAUGCAGGAGGGUGAGAGAGCGCGAGGUGAGGUUUGAGAGAGAGCGCGAGGUGAGAGGGAGCGAGCGAGCGAGAGAGGGAGGGGAUUGAGAGACGUCCCCUUCUAGGCAGUGUUGGCAAGUGUCUUGCUGGCUUUGACUAAGAGAUGACACAACUCAGGGUCUCUAACGUGGCAAUAAUAAAACAGACAUCGCAACCGAGGGUCUAUAUUUCAAAUAAGCUUGUUUAGCUCGGUUCCAUCUCGGACUUGUCUAAUAUAUCCGACCGACUGGGAGGAGAGAGAGACGGUCUAAUUGGUCGUCACUGGAUGUCAACUUGAGGACAACGGGCUUCUGCAGGCUCAGCACGCACACACAGACACGCACGUGUCUGUGUGUAGUGAGUGUGUGUGAUCAGACCCUGGACCUCGGCCGGGUGCUAUGGUGAGGCGAUGCCGACGGGCUGGAGCGAGGAGAGAUGUGACGGCGCCGCUGGGACCGCUGGCCAACGUAGCCCAGCGUCCCCAACCUCAUUCUGGCUGCUGUGCUCCUUCCUCCUGUCCUCCGCGGCCUGGCGCCCCCUCACCGCCGACGACCCGUGCCCCGAGAAGUGCCGCUGUGACUGGGACACGGCCACGGUGUGGUGCUCCGACGCGGGCCUGGCCGAGGUCCCGUCCGGCCUUCCGGCGGAGACCGUGGCCCUGCACCUGGAGAACAACUACAUCCGGCUGGUGCCCGAGGCCGCCUUCGCCGAGCUGCCCCUCCUGCGGGACCUCUACCUGUCGCACAACCGCAUGGAGACGCUGGCGUCGGGGGCCCUGCGCCACCUGGGGCCCGAGCUGCGGCUGCUGGACCUGUCCCACAACCAGCUGAGGCGCGCCAGCCGGCAGGACUUUGGGGCCACGCGCGCCAAGACGCGGCUCUUCCACAACCCGUGGCACUGCGACUGCGCCCUGCAGGAGCUGGUGGAGGCGCUCAACCUGGAGCCCGAGACGGUCAACGGCAUCGUGUGCGAGACCUCGGUGCGCGGCGGGGGAGGCGGGGAGGGGAGCCGCUGGGAGGAGCCCCCAGGGGCGCAGCAGCAGGGGGAGCACGCGGGCCAGCCGCUGGUCAAGCUGCUGGACGCCGGGGUGAACUUCUGCAGCAUGCAGCGCAAGACCACCGACGUGGCCAUGCUGGUCACCAUGUUCGUGUGGUUCUUCAUGGUGAUCGUGUACGUGGUGUACUACGUGAGGCAGAACCAGGCCGAGUCCCGGAGGCACCUGGAGUACCUGAAGAGUCUGCCCAGCCCGAAGAAGGUCCCCACGGAGACGGACACGCUGAGCACCGGGUUCUAGGCCAAACCCGGCGGGGGUGGAGGGGGUUGGAACGAUUGGGAUUGAUCCAAGGAUUCUGGGGAAUGCUGAUAUCUUCAGCCUCUCCUAUUUGGAUGGAACCAGUCCAGUUGACUUGGCAGGCAAGACAUGAAUUUGCCCUUUAGACUGUUUCUAUGGUGCCCACAGGGGUUUUCUUUUGUUGUCAAGAUAAAUUGCUCAUGUGCUGUUGUUUUAAAUUACAUUUCAUAAUUUCCCGGUGAAAGACAGACUCCCUUUUCACAUGAGAAUUGGUGAGAUCUUAGCAAACAGCCUUUUAGCAGCUGCGUGAUCGAUUCCUCCCUUUUUCCUUUUGGUCCGUUCCUUUCUUCUUUGCACGCGGCUUGUCCUUUAAUCUCCCAGCGUUGAGCCAACCGUACGUCCGCUGUUCUGGCUCACUGACCGCCAACAAGCACCUUUACAAGAGGAUGAAAUGGACCGAAAGUGCCUCACACACAGACACCCAUACAGGGAGACCGGACGCUGAUUUGGAGGUGUUCAGGGUAGGUGAAUGGGAUGCGCUGGGGGGGAUGGCCUGUCGGUAGCAGCAAGAUUAAUUUAAACAACAGCAGGCAUUGUUUUGGCCAAGAACUAAAAGGAGGAGUUUUUUCUCAUUACGACAACCUUUAAGAACAUAGACCUGCAGUAAGCUGAAGGUUUUACCUCGUUAAAUUCACUGAUGAUUUUUUGCUGCUUGUGAAUAUUUUAUUGUUUACCUCAUUUAUUAUUUCAAUAUAUUUUUUAAUUUCAAGGUCAUCAGGCUAGUCAUGUAUUUUCAAAUGAGUUUAAUGUACAUUUUGGAAAGCCACUCAGGAUUGUGAAUUAUGUUCAGACAAAGCUGUAGCAAAUCAGCUGUCAUUGUUUUGAAGGAGAAUCUGCAGCUUGCCAUCCUUACAGCUUUAUUCAAAUUAAGACCACAUUUAGAAAUGGUUCAAUUAUUGCCAUCUUUGGAGGCAAUAUUAACAAGGUCUUUAUAAUUGAGUGUCUCUCUGCUAAUGGAAAUCAUAAUUAAUCCCCUGAGUACAGUUAUUUAUGAGCUGCACUGAGUGGAACUACCAAUUGGUCUUUCUUGGUUUUGUUGACACACAUUUUUCCCAAAGCCUUAUUCUUUCUGUCGUGAGUUAUCACCAAUGAAUGAUAUUCUCUCAUAAACUUAACUUUACACAAUCUUUAUUUGAUAUUACAGAUUAUAUUUAUAUAGAUAUAUCUAUAUCUAUAUCUAUAUCUAUCUUUUUUAAUUGCACUUACAUCAACACUGGUUUAAUUAAAAUUGGUAAAUUGCAUAACAUAACAUCAAUACUAUUCUAUAUACUUUCAUACUCGGCCAGGCACUGACAAAUCUUUUGAUGGCCUUUGGCAUUCCAAUGUUAAUACAAAUGUCUCAAAGGGUGUUUUGCAGGACGGUGAUCGCUUGCAUGUCGCGUCAGGUCUCUCUAUCAGGUGAUGAACUAAUAGUUGUGUACAGUUACACCCUUUACAACGUGUUAGCAAAUGUAGCAGAGCAACUCUCUAUUCCAUUGUCCUAUGUGGUGAACUGGAUUGGUACAAGUCUUCUAUUUAGGAUCAUAGUUUAUGUAUACAAUGUUCCUGUCCUAUAUGUGCUGUUUUUUUUCUGCAUUCAAGUAAAGACAGCAAGUUGCUUGGCCGUGGAAGUUGGUGUUGUUGUUUAGAUGAACAUUUACUAUGAAUUAGUAAUAAGUAGACACAACAAUAUUACUGUCACGGUAAAUGGUUUAACUGCAGUCCAGGGUGUAAAACAGAGGUGAGGUCAAGUUUGGGAGAUCCAAAUCUUGUCAAGCAUACAUGGUCGGUCAAGGAGCUGAGGGUAUUUUAUUGUUUUGUUGUUCAGAAUAAAAAAUCCAAUUGCUUCGGAAAGCAAUUUCACACAAAAUAAUAAAUGAAUUGGAAAAAAAAACCAGAAUAUCCAUGAUAUUCAACACACGGCCUGCUUUAGUCCAUUGUGAUGCUUUUUUUUAUUGCUUAGCUGCCAUUAAAUUAAAUUUACAUAAAGAAAUAUGUAUGAUGAAAUAAAGAUGGAAGCAAAGUGUGUGGACCAUAGUCAUCAGCACGGCUGUGUUUUUUUACUCUUUCACAGUACCUCACUCCAAUAUAAACAGAAAGAAAACAUGCAUCAGGUAUAAGAUAUCCUUCAGUCCUGCUUCGACUUCCAUCCCCACCAUCUUUGGACUCAAUCCAAGUGCUCUGACUGCUUGAAUGCCCUGAGCCCUUAAAAAGUGCAGAUCGGCCACCCCAGAAAGACCCUUAAUGGAGGUAACAUGCAUCUUAAGGGCAGCUUUAUGUUUAACCUCCUGUAAAAAGCUACACCAAUUCCUUCCCUUUAAAAUUAAAAAAUGCAGGGAUAGCAAAGAAAAGUCACUUCAGUCCAUCACUUGUUUUUGUCUUUUAUUUCCAAUUUACAUUAAUCAAAACGUAACAAAAACAAUGUCAUGAUCACCAUCAUCAUCGUCAUCAUCAUAAUAAUGCUAUUAUUAUUAAUAAUAAUACUAUUAUUAAUAAUAAGAAUAUACACAACCUCACACAAAUGCACCCUGUGCCCUGGCCAAUAGGGUGCUCCCUUCUCUUUGGGGAAGCACUGGAUUGCGUUACAAUGAGCGACUGGGUUUCAUCCAGAGGCCUCUCACUGUGAUUCUGCGUGCCAAGGCCGAGGAGGCUUCUUGUGUGAGGUGACCGCUAGGGGUUGAUGGAAGGAAGUGGAUGGGGUCGAAGGUCAUGGUAGAGGGGCUCUUGCAAUCAGGCUGUUGCACAACACGGGUCCCAUUGAAAUUUGUGUGAAAUAAGCCAAAUUUCUUACUUUUUUCUUUUUGCUCUUGGUGUGAGGUAGCUUUAAAAUAUAAAAAAAUAUUACAAAUAUAGGAAAUAAACAAAUGUAAUUUAAUGAAGGAAUCAUUUCCGAAUUGGUCGUCUUUGUUUUUAGGAUUUUUUGACAGCAACAUUUAUCAAACUGAAAUAUAAAAUCCCGGUAUAAAAUGUACUUUCUUUCUAUAUAUGUGUAUACAUGUAUGUACAUAUGUAUGCAUGUGUAUACACACAUACAACAUUCAUGUAGCUACAUAUCAGCAUCUGGUUGUUAAAAAAUACAGACUGUUUUAAAACAAUAGCACCAUUGACUUUAUUAUAAUACACAAUCGCCUUCUGAUACACACUGGUGGCAGAAAUAAAAACACCUGCAUUUAAUAAACAUUGCCAGAUUCUUUUGUUUUUACGAAAAAGAAGAUAUGUUUGUUUUAGUGGAUAUGCUGAAGGAGAGAGAAGGAGAGAGAGAGAGAAAGACGGAGUUUAGGAUGAAGAGAUUAGGAAAUAGGACAGCAGCAGGGAAUAUAGGGGCCUUCUUUCUUUAAUAUGAAGCUGUGAGCACGUUUGUUUGUUUUUUUCCCAUCUUUCUUGUAUUCUUUUUGAUUUGGUGGCAUGCUCAGUCCUAACACACCUGGGACCCGGACCUAAACAAUAAAUAAAUAGCACCAACAAUCA